AUGCAACGUGCUGGUCGCGCUGGUCGUACUAAGCCUGGAAAGUAUUUGCGGUUAUAUACGAGGAAAGCUUAUCAAGAAGAAAUGCAGGAGCAGACGUACCCGGAGAUACUUCGUUCAAAUCUAGGAUCGGUGGUUCUGCAGCUCAAGAAGCUAGGCAUUGAAAAUCUCGUACAUUUUGAUUUCAUGGAUCCUCCAGCUCCAGAAACCCUUAUGAGAGCUCUAGAACUACUCAAUUAUCUUGCCGCUAUAAACGAUGAUGUGAACUGA
Messenger RNA from Cylicocyclus nassatus, 267 nucleotides. NCBI's taxonomy places the organism in Eukaryota, Metazoa, Nematoda, Chromadorea, Rhabditida, Strongylidae. The record is from the annotation of a GenBank genome assembly.